Molecule: messenger RNA, 1137 nt
Organism: Dictyostelium purpureum
Lineage: Eukaryota; Evosea; Eumycetozoa; Dictyosteliales; Dictyosteliaceae
Exons: 2
Coding region: 1-1137 (378 amino acids)
Source: RefSeq, a predicted model, not a curated record
AUGAAUAUUUUAAAUUAUUUAAUAGUUUCAAUUUUUUUUGUAAUUUUACUGUGCAGUGGUGUAAAUAGUUAUGGUGAGGGUGAUGCAGAUGGACAUCCAACUUAUUCAGAACGUUCAAGUUUAGUGACAAUAAAUAUUGCUCGUAAUAAUCCAUAUGCAUUUUCCCAUAGUUUUAUGCCUUUAUUUACUAUAAAUAAUAAAGUUCCACAGAUUUAUUUAUACAACUCUACUGCUGCACCCAAAAAACCAGUAUAUUACCACAGUGGUCUCAAUGCUUUAUCAAAUAAAUUGAUUGAUGAUAUCGUGUUUACAGCAAAUUGUAACUAUACUGGUUUACAAUUUUGUAAUGGUACCAAGUUUUCUCAAUACUUCCCAGUCUGGUUUGGAGAAAAUUUUCCCAAUCUCGACUCUAUUGGUCUUUUAGAUUCAUUCAAGAAUACAGAGCGAGGAUAUGGAGCCUUAAUGAAUCUUAUAUGCGAAGGAGAAAGUCCCAAUUGCAAUUAUGAUACAGGUAGAGAAAACCAACCCAGACUUAUGUUAAAUCGAUACCACAAUAAUUUUGGUUCCGCCUCAAGAGUUGUUAAUGGUAUAACAUACUUUUUAUGUUUUUCAGCCGAGUCAAGGUAUUCAUUAGAAAACCCAAUCCCAUCAGCAUCCCACUUUUGGUUGAAUGGAGAAUUACAUUUCUAUUUAACAUACCGCCAACCACCAGUCAUCCCAUCCAGUGUUUUAGUACUUUUCAAAGGAAAAAAAAGAGAAAUGGAACAAUAUAUCACACCCUCUUCCUCACCAGUCUAUAAAAACCAGCCAUAUAGUACCUUUAAAUAUGUAAUAGAUUCUAAUUUUUCAGAUGAUGAAUGCUUAACCUAUACAUUUUUAGUUAAUGCUUUCAAUAUAUCAAACGGUGUUAGAUAUGACUAUACCUAUAAAUACCCAGACACUGGUUAUCUAACUGUAUCUAAUGAUAACUCAUCAUGUGGUGCAUGGACUCUCACUGAAAAUGAUCCAUUCGAAUCAUCAUCCUCAACCGAGAUAUCAUCAUCCUCAACCGAGAUAUCAUCGUCUUCAAUUUUAUCAUCUUUGUCAGUUUUAUUAUUACUAUUCAUUUCAAUUGUAGUUUCAAUAAUUUUUAAUUAA